Messenger RNA from Bicyclus anynana (squinting bush brown), 2668 nucleotides. Its product is annotated as aromatic-L-amino-acid decarboxylase-like. Lineage: Eukaryota; Metazoa; Arthropoda; Insecta; Lepidoptera; Nymphalidae. The coding region runs from base 681 to 2228 and encodes 515 amino acids. The transcript has 5 exons. The record is from RefSeq and is a predicted model, not a curated record. Gene Ontology annotation, biological process: amino acid metabolic process; catecholamine metabolic process. Gene Ontology annotation, molecular function: aromatic-L-amino-acid decarboxylase activity; pyridoxal phosphate binding.
AGGAAAAAAACCCACGGUUUUCAACAUGAUAAAGAAUCUUGACGGAUAGGCAGACAAACAGACGAACAGACUUACAGACAAACGGAGAAACAGACAGACAAACAGACGGACAGACGGACAGACAGACAGAUCGACAGACAGACGGACGGAGAAACAGACAGACAGACCGUCCGACAGACAGACGGACAACAAAGAGAUUUAUUUCCUUUUUCCUUUUGAUAUACGGAACUCUAUAAAGAUACUGUAACUACAUAAGAUAGGAUAUGAAACUUGACACGCGUUAAAUCUCAUCAUCGGCGACCCUAACUCUGUUUUUAUUAUCUUCCUUUUUUACAUAGUUGCGUUAGUAUCCAUAUUUUAUAUUAUCUUAAAUCUACGUAACUACAUGAAAUAACUAUGUAAUACAAAAAGUAGCAAGAAUGGAAUUGCUAUCUCAUUAUUAAAAUAAGCAAGUUAUAAAGAUACCUACAGUACUUCCACAGGACCGGUUUUGCUAAGUAGGUACAAAUAUUGUAUUUAAUUAGAUGUUUAACUCUGGCAAAAUAUAAAAUAAAUUCGCAACACCUAAUUCUCUCAUUAUCUCUCAAAUCAUCCGCGUAGGCUCUACUGUAUUGUUUAAUUUAACAUGUAUUGUUUAAUUAUCUUAUCAUAAUUACGAGUAGGUAGAAGUGAAGUGAACCAUGGAUUCUCAAGAAUUUCGGGAUUGCGCCAAAACAGUCAUUGAUAUGUUGGCCGAUUAUUACGAUAACAUAAGAGACAGGCAAGUUGUACCCUCAGUAGAGCCGGGAUAUCUGAUAAAAACUGCACCUGAAGACGCCCCAGAGGAACCCGAGAAAUGGGAAAACGUUUUGAAAGAUUUUAAUCAAACAGUUAUGCCAGGUGUGACACACUGGCAUUCCCCUCAAUUUCAUGGCUACUUUCCACACGGAAGUUCUUAUGGCAACAUAAUUGGGAGUCUCCUUUGUGAUGGAUUAGCAGUGAUGGGGUUUACUUGGAGAGCCAGCCCUGCAUGCACUGAGUUAGAAGUCGUAACUAUGAAUUGGCUUGGCAAAUUACUGGGUUUACCUCAAGAAUUUCUAAACUGUUCACCUGGACCGGGCGGUGGAGUCAUACAGGGUUCCGCCAGUGAAGCAACACUUGUUGGAUUAUUGGCAGCUAAAGAAAAAACAUUUCGAAGACUUCUAAAAAAAGAUCCAAGUAUAGACAAAGAUCUAAUAAAAACUAAAUUUGUGGCCUAUUCCUCUGAUCAAUGUAACUCUUCCGUCGAAAAAGCCGGAGCUCUUGGCUCUAUGAAAAUGAGGCUAUUACCAAGUGAUUCAAACUGCCAAUUGCGAGGAGAAACAUUGAAAAAAGCUUUUGCCGAGGACAAAGCUAAAGGUCUUAUUCCAUGUUACGUCGUUGCCAACUUAGGAACGACAGGCACUUGUGCUUUUGAUCCGUUAUAUGAGUUAGGACCAGUUUGUAAAGAAGAGAAUGUCUGGUUACAUGUUGAUGCCGCAUACGCUGGAGCAGCGUCAAUCUGUCCAGAAUACAGAUACAUUAUAAAAGGCAUAGAGUACGUAGAUUCCUUCGAUGUGAACGUACACAAAUGGCUUCUAGUCAGUUUUGACUGUUCCGCUAUGUGGGUUAAGGAUAGCUACGACUUGAUCAAUGCCUUCGAUAUACAACGAAUAUACUUAGAUGAUGUUAAAUCAGAAACAAGAGUAUCUGAAGCAGAAGUAACAGUACCAGAUUACCGGCACUGGCAAAUGCCAUUAGGUCGCAGAUUUAGAGCGCUUAAACUGUGGACGGUAUUAAAAAUGCACGGUGCACAGGGACUUCGAAAGCAUAUUAGGAAUCACAUUACCUUGGCAGAACAUUUUUUGAAAUUGGUACACGCGGAUCAAAGAUUUGUAGUCGAACCGAAACCAACUCUUGGUUUAGUUUGCUUUAGAUUAAAAAACGGUGAUAGUUACACUAAGCAAUUACUUGAAAAUUUAUUGGCUACCAAACAAAUAUUUAUGGUAGCUUGCACGUACAGAAAUCGAUAUCUUAUACGAUUCGUUAUUUGCUCGCGACUUACAACAGAAAAAGACGUUGAACACAGUUGGAGGAUUAUUACCAAUGAAGCCGAUCUCUUAAUAGGCCCGACUCAUAUAAACGGAACAUUAAAAGAAAAGAAUACUCAUUCUAUUAUAUCUACAAAACAUUUGGAACCUGUAAAUAAUGGAUGUGAAAAGUCACAGUAAUAAUUCUCGCAAAUAUUUGGUAGACAGACUAUAAGUACCUAGAUGUAUUUUAAAACCAAAAAGAAAAUGGGUAAUUCAUGACAGCUAAAGAAGUGAUCAAUUUGUCAGUACUUGCUUAAUACCAACGUGGCAAAGAUUUAAUCUAUACUAAUAUUAUACAGCUGAAGAGUUUGGUUGUUUGAACGCGCUAAUCUCAGGAACUACUGGUCCGAUUUUAAAAUUAUUUCAGUGUUAGAUAGCCCAUUUAUCGAGGAAGGCUAUAUAUUAUUCCCGUAUUCGUACGGGAACGGUAACCACGAGGGUGAAACCGCGCGGCGUCAGCUAGUUUAGUAUAAAUACAUUACUAAAAAUUGAGAUAUUAUUCCUAUGUUUUUUGUUGUAAGUUGAAAAACAUAUAGAAACAAGAACUGUUGUAUAAAAUAAACUUGGGAUUCAUGUUU